AUCAAACUAACCCGGUCUGCAUGGCGCUGUCGUCUCUCAGCCGUUUAGUUUUCCACAUAAAAGCUGCAAAGGAGACUGUGCGCCUUUUCGGGAUUUGGCAACAUGGGGCUGGUCCUGUCAGGAUACCUGUCAACCAAGGAGGACCCCAGUGCAUCUCUGUCCAGUGUCACUGUUGCUCUGUGCCUUCUUACUCUCCUACUGAUGGCAAUCAGGGCAAAACAGAGCCAGAGAUUUUUCUUCCCCUACCACCAUGACUCCCACUUGGACCGGGCAAAGUUCCUCACUCUGCCAGGCCCCAACCCCUGGCCCCUUGUGGGCAAUCUGCUCCAGGUGGGGGACCAGAUGCAUCUCUCACUAACUCGCCUGGGACUGCAGUAUGGAGAUGUUUUCAAGAUGCGCUUCGGCUCUUUAACGGUGGUCAUUCUCAGUGGGUACGCCACCAUCAGGCAGGCGCUGGUUCGUCAGGGGGAAGAUUUUGCAGGACGACCCGAACUUUUCACUUUUUCCGCCGUAGCCGACGGGACCAGCAUGACCUUCAGUGAGAAGUAUGGACCCGCAUGGCUGCUCCAUAAAAAGCUGUGCAAAAAUGCCCUCAGGUCCUUCUCCCAGGCUGAGCCGAGGGGCUCAGGGGCCACCUGCCUCCUGGAGGAGCAGGUGUGCGCUGAAGCUGCUGAGAUGGUGGAGGUGAUCCGGAAGCAAGCUGCCAAGAGCAACGAGAUGAGGGGUAUAGAUCCGGCGAUAUCCUUGGUGACCUCCGUGGCGAACGUUGUGUGUGCCCUGUGUUUCGGGAGAAGAUAUGACCACAAUGACCAGGAGUUUCUCACCAUUGUCAACAUCAACAAUGAGGUCCUGAAACUCUUUGCAGCGGGGAACUUGGCGGAUUUCUUCCCAGUGUUUCGCCACUUUCCCAGCCCUUCUCUGAGAAAAAUGGUCCAGUACAUUCACAGAAUGAACGGAUUUAUGGAGCGAAGGAUCCAGGAACACAUCAACACCUUUGAUAAGAACUGCAUCCGGGACAUCACAGAUGCUCUGAUUGCGCUUUGUGACGGCAGAGAAGAAGACGGGGACACGUCUCUGCUCUCUAACUCUCAGAUCAUCCACACCGUCAUAGACAUCUUCGGUGCAGGUUUCGACACCAUCAUCGCUGGGUUGCAGUGGAGCCUGUUGUACCUCAUCAAGUUUCCCGACAUCCAGGACGAAAUACAGCAGGAGAUAGAUGAACACGUCGGCUCAGCCAGACUUCCACGGUUUCCAGAUAAGCCCAGCAUGCCCUUCACUGAGGCGUUCAUAUUUGAGGUGUUUCGUCACUCCUCCUAUGUUCCUUUCACCAUCCCUCACUGCACCACAAGAGACACCAUCCUGAAUGGAUAUUUCAUCCCGAAGGACACGUGUGUCUUCGUUAACCAGUAUCAAGUCAAUCACGAUGUGGAUCUUUGGGGUGAUCCGGAGACAUUUCGGCCUCGCCGCUUCCUGGGCCCGUCUGGACAACUGAACAAGGAGCUGACUGAGAAGGUUCUCAUCUUCGGCCUGGGGAAGAGGCGCUGCCUCGGGGAUGGAGUCGCACGUUUGGAGAUGUUUGUGUUUCUCACCACGCUGCUCCACGGUUUGCGGAUUGAAAAUGUUCCUGGACAGGAGCUGGAUCUCAGUGCAGACUUUGGUCUGACCAUGAAACCACGUCCGUACAGGAUUAUGGUCUCCCCCAGAUUUUAGACCCUCUGCAGACCACAACUCCACAGAGAUGGUGGAAACUUCAUUAUGUUCACAGACUGGAGUUUUUCGUAUUGGU
Messenger RNA from Fundulus heteroclitus (mummichog), 1786 nucleotides. Its product is annotated as cytochrome P450 1A1-like. The record is from RefSeq and is marked provisional. Gene Ontology annotation, molecular function: heme binding; steroid 17-alpha-monooxygenase activity; oxidoreductase activity, acting on paired donors, with incorporation or reduction of molecular oxygen, reduced flavin or flavoprotein as one donor, and incorporation of one atom of oxygen. Gene Ontology annotation, biological process: hormone biosynthetic process; progesterone metabolic process. Lineage: Eukaryota; Metazoa; Chordata; Actinopteri; Cyprinodontiformes; Fundulidae.